CAGAAUUGGACACUAUAAGCAAUCUAGAGGAGCUGGAUUUGAGCGGAAAUAACAUUACAAAAUUUAUAAGCUCAAGAGGAAUGAAAAGCUUGAGAAAUUUUAGCACACUUUAUCUAAGCCAUAUCACUAUAAAAGGAAGAAGCAUGCUAUUAGAAUCAUUGGGAGCUUUGACCCAUCUCAAGAUCCUUCAUCUAAGUUGGAGUAAUUUUGAAGGGACACUAUUUAAUAAAGGAUCUAAUGUGACCAAUGUGAAAGAGUUAUAUCUAGAUGGGUCUUCUCUAGAUGAAAACUUCCUCCAAAGUCUUGAAGCACUCUCUUCUCUUAAGCUUUUCUCUUUAGUUCGACUGAAUUGCACCCUGCCAAUCCAAGGUAAAUUUGUUUUCUAACUCUCUCUUUUAUCGAGAAGAACAAUGGUUACAUUUUAACUUCGUGGAGAAUACAAGAGUUUUAACUUCACAUUCAAGUCUAAUAUAUCAUUAUCUUCUCCCAUAUAUAUUUGAAUUUUAUUAUUAUUAUUAUUAUUAUUAUUACAGGUUUGACACGUCUGAAGAAUUUGGAACAUUUAUAUUUGGAUGAAUCUGUUAUUAACGGUAACUUUCUGCGAAUAAUUGGAGUGUUGUCCUCCCUCAAAACAUUAUCAAUGCGGGGUUGUGAACUUAAUAGCACAAUGUUCAUGAACCAAGGUUUAUGUGAAUUAAAAUAUGUUCAGUCGCUAGAUAUUAGCUACAAUGAACUCAGUGGUAGCUUGCCUUUAUGUCUAGCAAAUUUGACAUCCCUUCAACAGUUAGAUCUCUCUGAAAAUCACUUCAUUGGAAACAUCUCUUUAUCUCCCCUGAGGAGUUUAACAAGUCUCGAAUAUCUAGCUCUCUCAUACAAUCUUUUCCAAAUCCCAAUCUCAUUAAGUCCAUUUUUCAACCAUUCAAAGCUCAAGCACCUGGGUAGUAGGGGUAACGAGAUAUUUGUAGAAACAAAUCACCAAUAUUUGAAACCAAGGUUUCAAUUAGAGUGGCUUGAUUUAUCUGGUGGUGGAUAUUGUGGAGCAUUCCCCAAAUUCCUACAUCAUCAGCAUAACCUACAAUUUGUUAAUCUAUCACACAUUCAAAUGAGAGAUGUGUUUCCAUAUUGGUUGAUACAGAACAACACAAAACUAGUAACUCUUUACUUGGUCAACAAUUCUCUCUCAGGGCCUCUCCAACUGCCACUCCAUUCUCAUAUGAAUUUGUCAAUAUUAGAUAGCUCAGACAAUUGCUUCAAUGGCUCAAUUCCAGUAGAGAUCGGAACAUAUUUGCCAAAAUUGAUAUAUUUAUACAUGUCGGGAAAUGGUUUCAAGGGUAGUAUUCCCUAUUCAUUUGGAAAUAUGAGCUUAUUGGGAAUGUUAGACUUAUCCAACAAUAGAUUAUCUGGUAGCAUAUCAAACUUAACCAUGGGCUGUGUCUCAUUACAUGAACUCAUAUUUUCAAACAACAGUUUCACUGGAAGCAUCCCAAAUAGCCUUUCUAAUUGUAAUAACUUGAGAGUAUUGGAUGUCAAUUAUAAUAAUCUCUCUGGUAAGAUCCCUAAUUGGAUGAGGAAUAUGUCUUCUCUUCAAGUUUUGGAUCUUUCACAGAAUUACAUUUCUGGAAGUUUGCCAUCCAAUUUCUGCCCUCUAGGUAUAAUAGAAGUCCAUUUGUCUAAAAAUAGGCUACAAGGAUUGUUAAUGGAUUCAUUCUAUAAUUGCCUUUCAUUGUUGGUGUUAGAUCUUGGUCAUAAUAAUUUGAUAGGCCACAUUCCAAAUUGGAUUGGCGAGAUUCCAUUGGGCUAUGUUCUCUUGAGUCAUAAUCAUUUGGAAGGUGAAAUCCCUCUUCAGCUAUGCAAGUUGGAUAACUUGCACUUGAUUGAUCUUUCUCAUAACAAUCUUUCUGGUCAUAUUCCUUAUUGCCUAAGAUCUAGAAAUGAUGAUUGGUUAGCUCCAAUAUCUAGUGUACAACCUGAACAUCCUGUGGAGUUUACAACCAAGAAUAAUUUCUAUUUUUACCAACCAAGAAUCCUCCGCUAUUUCUCCGGAAUCGAUCUUUCUUGCAACAAUUUGACAGGUGAGAUUCCUCCUGAAAUUGGAAAUCUUAGCAUGAUCAAGGUGUUGAAUUUGUCCCACAACAAAUUGGUUGGACCAAUCCCACCAACAUUUUCAAACCUCAAGCAAAUUGAGAGUUUGGAUCUUUCUUAUAACAAUUUGGAUGGAAAAAUUCCUCAACUUACUCAGCUAUAUUCUCUAGCUGUAUUCAGUGUAGCACACAACAACCUAUCUGGAAAAACACCUGAGAGAGUUGCACAAUUUGCAACAUUUGAACAAAGUAGCUAUGAGGGAAAUCCCUUCCUUUGCGGACCACCACUGCCAAAGAGUUGCUACAACACAUCUCCAUCACCACCAAGAACUUCAACAGGAGAAAAAGAAGAUAAUGGCUUCAUGGACUUGGGUGUUUUUUAUGUGAGCUUUGUGGUGUCUUACAUCAUGGUGUUGCUAGGAAUAGCAGCAAUUUUAUACAUAAACCCAUAUUGGCGAGGGAGAUGGUUUUACUUCAUAGAGAUGAGCCUCACCAAUUGCUACUAUUUUGUGGUGGACAAUACUCCUCUUUUUCCCAAAUUUAGAGUUUCACAUAAUUGAGGCUCUCCAUGUUCAUUGUUUGAUGAUCUAUGUUUUCCAGUGUUCAAUUAUUUUCAUUUAGUUUUUUUCCCCCUAACCAAAUGAUGUAUUUGAAUUUUCUGGCACUUGUAAAUGAUUUAAGCUAAUUAUAUAUUUGAAAAUAAUUCCUGGACAUUGUUAAUAUUAGACGUUAAAUUAGGAUUUGCUUCCUCAU
Messenger RNA from Hevea brasiliensis (rubber tree), 2834 nucleotides. RefSeq names its product cuscuta receptor 1. NCBI's taxonomy places the organism in Eukaryota, Viridiplantae, Streptophyta, Magnoliopsida, Malpighiales, Euphorbiaceae. The record is from RefSeq and is a predicted model, not a curated record. The transcript is spliced from 4 exons. The coding region runs from base 641 to 2641 and encodes 666 amino acids. Gene Ontology annotation, molecular function: protein binding.